Molecule: messenger RNA, 1973 nt
Organism: Vespa mandarinia (Asian giant hornet)
Lineage: Eukaryota; Metazoa; Arthropoda; Insecta; Hymenoptera; Vespidae
Gene: Sugb
Product: Sugar baby transporter
Cellular component (GO): membrane
Source: RefSeq, a predicted model, not a curated record
UAUUAAUAUUCUUCAUUGAUAUUAAGUUUUAUAUCUUUUUAAUUACCAUUGCAAAUUUACUAAUAAUCUUUUACAUUUUUACGUUAAUUGACUAUGUAUUGUAUCUAAAGUGAUGUUUUAUUUAUAAAUUAGAUAAUAUUUCAGUGUACAUAAAUAAUUUAUAAAGUUUGGAUUGUAGUAAUUGCCUUUUACAUUAUGUUUGAUAACAUAGACAAAAAUCUUUUUUUUAUUAAAGCACAUUAUUUUCUAUUUAAUGCUGCUACUGGACCAGUAUUACCAUUUUUACCAACAAUUGCUAAGCAAUUAGGUUUCUCUGGAACUUUGGUCGGUACAAUAUUUACAGUAUUACCCAUAUCUGGUUUGAUUGCAAAACCACUGUUUGGAGGAUUAGCUGAUAAAUUUAAUCUUCCUAAAACUUUUUUCUUAAUAUUUCAAGUAUUACUUACUAUAAGUCUUUUCUCAAUCCAUUUCAUACCUCAAUUUAGAACAAGUGCAAAUAUUACUCUUACUUGUGAUGGAGACUUAUUUUUAAAAGUAUGUUCAAAGAAAGGAUUUUCUGAUGAAGCAAUGCAAGGUGUAAUAACAACUGAAGAAACUACAGAUAAUCCUACAUGUCAGCUAUUUUGUAAAGCUUCUCAAAGAGCUUAUGAAGAACUGUGUCUAUGGAAUCCGUUAUACUGUGCUAAGAAUAAUUCGAAUAUUUCUCCAAAUGAAACAUUCGAUUUUGUUGCAACAAUUAAUAUGUAUAAAGAUUUACCUGAGAAAAACUGUACAAACUUAAGAGUUUCUAAUGUAACUUUUUCGUAUGGAAAUACACAUCGACCUGCUUGCAAGAAAUUAUUAAAAACUUCAUGUAUUGCCUCUUGUCAACAUCCAGUUUUAAAUGAAUUAUUACAUGAAUCUGAUAACUAUGAUAUAUCUCCAACAGAUUUUACAUUUCAAUUUAAUUUUUUUUUAUGGACGACUAUAGUGAGCUGGAUUUGCAUGGCUGUUGUGGUUAGCAUAGCAGAUUCUAUUUGUUUCAAUUUACUUGGAAAUGAGAGGAAAAAAGAUUAUGGUAAACAAAAGAUGUGGGGAAGCAUAGGAUUUGGAAUUUUUGGUAUAAGUGCAGGAUACUUGGUAGAUAUUUUUAGUGAAGGACAAUUUCAAAAGGAUUAUACAUGUAUAUUUUUUAUGAUGUUGGUCUUUAUGAUUCUUGACAUUAUAAUGUCAGCCAGAUUGAGAAAGAAAAAUCCUGAAUGUUCUGAAGAACCAUCAAUGCUGAGGGAGUUGUUAACCGUCACUAAAGAGCCUAACAUAUGGAUAUUUGGAUGGUGGUGCAUAGGUGCUGGAAUGUGUACAGGAGUAAUAUGGAACUUCUUGCUUUGGCAUACAGAAAAUUUAGCUACAUUCACACAAACAAAAUGGAUUAAAACUCUGCAAGGUCUGUUGGUUGGCACAGAAUGUUUCUUAGCAGAAAUGCCUUUUAAUUUUUUGUCAGGAAGUAUUUUGAAAAAAUUUGGUCAUAUAAAUAUUAUGAGUCUUGUAUUACUCAUUUAUUCAAUAAGGUUUAUGGCAUAUAGUUUAAUAUCAAAUCCAUGGCUAUUUUUACCAUUGGAAAUAUUGCAUGGUCCAUCAUAUGGUCUCUGUUGGCCAACAAUGGUAUCUUAUGGUGACAAAGUAACUCCUCCAGGUACUCAAGCUACUAUACAAGGCUUAAUAGGUUCUAUUUUUGAAGGAAUUGGUGUGUCAAGUGGUACUUUAUUAUGUGGAUGGAUAAUGGAUGUAUAUGGAGGUGUUGAAGCAUUUAGAAUUUUUUCAAUUGGUGCUCUUAUAUGGCUAAGUAUUUUCUGGGUCAUGCAAUUAAUAUUACGCAAAAUAUAUUCUACACAAGGUCAUAAUCGUGAAUUUGGCUAGUUAUGCCAAUCCAGAUGAUGCAAUUCUAAUGACUAUAAGUCAAGAAUUACAAACGUAUUAAUAGAAGCAAAGAUUAA